This is a messenger RNA of Lepidothrix coronata (blue-crowned manakin), 5436 nucleotides long. RefSeq names its product caspase recruitment domain family member 11 (gene CARD11). Gene Ontology annotation, molecular function: protein binding. NCBI's taxonomy places the organism in Eukaryota, Metazoa, Chordata, Aves, Passeriformes, Pipridae. The coding region runs from base 364 to 3843 and encodes 1159 amino acids. Gene Ontology annotation, biological process: positive regulation of canonical NF-kappaB signal transduction; regulation of apoptotic process. The record is from RefSeq and is a predicted model, not a curated record. The transcript is spliced from 24 exons.
AGUCAUUUGCAAACGGGCUCUAUCGCUGGGGAGCAGAAAUGUGUUUUUUUCAAACCCUAAGCAGAUUUAUAGUCUGGUUUCCUGUCAGAUCUUUGCAUUUUCCUUCUCCGCCCCUCCCAGUCUCUGACACACUUUUCUUACUUUCUGUGUGGCUCUUUGCUCGUUCUGACACCGGUGCACCAGAUUCUCCUGAAACUUUUGUCCUUAAGGGGCCAGGGGUUGCUUUGCUCCUUGUGUUUCCUUUACUUUUCAACCACUGCAGAGCACAAAUAACCUCUCCAAGACUCUUGGAAAUACAAUUGCAUGGAGGCGACGUAGAGAGUUUCAGCCUGCAGCAACUGCAGUGAGACAGCCCGGUCACUCAUGAGCACCCAAGGAGGAGAGCCAGAGAUGGAUGACUGCCUGGAGACACUGAAAGAUGAGGAGGAGGCUUUGUGGGAGAACGUGGAAUGCAACCGGCACAUGCUGAGCCGGUACAUCAACCCGGCCAAACUGACCCCCUACCUGCGGCAGUGCAAGGUCAUCGACGAGCAGGACGAGGAUGAGGUGCUCAACUCACUUAUGCUGCCCUCCAAAAUUAACAGAGCAGGUCGACUGCUGGACAUCCUCCACACCAAGGGCCAAAGGGGCUACGUGGUUUUCUUAGAGAGCCUGGAGUUCUACUACCCUGAGCUCUACAAACUGGUAACAGGGAAAGAACCCACACGGAGAUUUUCCACUAUUGUUGUGGAGGAGGGACACGAAGGCCUUACCCAUUUCCUAAUGAAUGAGAUCAUUAAGCUCCAGCAGCAAGUGAAGACGAAGGACGUGCAGCGCUGCGAACUCCUGGCCAAGUCUCGGCAGCUGGAGGACGAGCGAAAGCAGCUCAAGCUGAACAAGAUAGAGCUGCUGACCUUCCAGGAGAGGUACAACAAGAUGAAGGAGGAGAGGAACAACUACAACGACGAGCUGGUGAAGGUGAAGGAUGAGAACUACAAUCUGGCCAUGAGAUACGCCCAGCUGAGUGACGAGAAGAGCAUGGCCGUGAUAAGGAGCCGAGACCUCCAGUUAGAGAUUGACCAGCUGAAGCAUCGCUUGAACAAGGUGGAGGAGGAGUGCAAGCUGGAGAGGAACCAGUCUUUGAAGCUGAAAAAUGACAUUGAAAACCGGCCCAAAAAGGAACAGGUUCUGGAGCUGGAGCGGGAAAAUGAGAUGAUGAAGACCAAAAUCCAGGAGUUACAGUCCAUCAUUCAGGCUGACAAGCGGAGUUUGCCGGAUUCGGACAAAGCCAUUCUGGAUAUUCUGGAACACGACCGUAAGGAGGCACUGGAAGAUCGUCAUGAGCUGGUCAACAAGAUUUUUAAUCUCCAGGAGGAGAUUCGUCACGUGGAGGACUUGAGAGACAAGUACCUUGAGGAGAAAGAGGAUUUGGAGUUGAAGUGCUCAACACUAGGAAAAGACUGUGAGAUGUACAAGCACCGUAUGAACACUGUGAUGAUACAGCUGGAAGAGGUGGAAAAGGAGCGAGACCAGGCGUUCCGCUCGCGCGACGAGGCUCAGACGCAGUACUCACACUGUCUGAUCGAGAAGGAUAAGUACAGGAAGCAGAUCCGAGAGCUGGAGGAGAGGAAUGACGAGCUCCGGAUCGAGGUGGUUCGGAAGGAAGCGUGUAUUGUCAACCUGGAGUGCAAACUCCGGCGGCUCUCCAAGGACAACAACUUCCUCGACCAGAGUUUGCCACGGAAUCUACCCAUUACCAUUAUCUCCCAGACCUUCGGGAAUUCCAGCCCAAAAGCCAACGGUCAGGAAGCCGAUGACUCCUCCACUUCUGAAGACUCUCCAGAAGACAACAAAUUCUUCUUACCUGAUCAAGCUCGUCUCAAGAGAAGACUGAAUCUGAAGGGAAUCCAGAUAAGUCCAAGAGCUAAAUCCCCUGUCAGCAUGAACAAAACAUCAGAGUUUCAAGCAGUGAGAACGCAGGACGAGGACGGGGCCGACGCCAGCAACGGCCGCACGGACACGAGUUCUUCUGUCUCCAUCAGCAGCUGUGAAGUCAGCAAGAUUCAAGCGCUGAGGAAUCGCAAUGACAGCAUCAUGUCGACCACUCCCGAGCCUCCAGGAAAUGAUUCCAUAGUCCGGCGGUGCAAAGAGGACGCCCCUCAUUGCAGCCUGGUUGAAGAGGACAAUGACAGCUUUGGAUGUGAUGCUUUGGAGCUGGAUGAUGACAGUCAUGACAGGCAGUCACAUGGAGCUCCUUCAGUGCACUCUUCCUCUUCUUCUCAUCAGUCAGAAGGCCUGGAUGCCUAUGACCUUGAGCAUGUCAACUCCCUGUUUAGGAAGUUCUCUCUGGAAAGGCCCUUUCGUCCCUCUGUCACGUCCGUGGGCCGCCUCAGGAACUCGUGCCACGCGAUCCAGCGCGUGACGCUGAACGGGGACAGCCUCAACUCCGAGAUCACCCUAGUGGGGGGCAACGACAGGGGGAGCUUCAUCAGCUCUGUCAAGACAGGAUCACCUGCGGAGAAAGCUGGACUUCGGGAGGGCCACCAAAUCCUCCUGUUGGAGGGCUGCAUUAAAGGGGAAAAUCAGAGUGUUCCCUUGGAUACUUGCACAAAGGAAGAAGUUCACUGGACAAUUCAGAGGUGCAGUGGUCCAGUAACACUCCAGUAUAAAUCAAAUCACGAAGGUUACAGGAAGCUGCUGUCGGAGCUGGAGGAAGGGCUGAUCACGUCGGGGGACUCGUUUCACAUCCGCCUGAACCUGAACAUCUCCAGCCAGCUGGACUGCUGCUCCCUGUCCGUGAGGUGUGAUGAGAUCGUCCACAUCCUGGACACCAUGUACCAGGGCAGGUGUGAGUGGCAUUGUGCCAGGGUGGAUCCAUUCACGGACAGAGACCUGGAAAUGGGGACCAUCCCCAGCUACAGCAGAGCCCAGCAACUUCUUUUGGUGAAGCUGCAGCGGUUGAUGCACAGAGGAAGCAAAGAUGAGACAGAAAACUCCUAUAACACCCUUCGGGCACUCCGGCCAGAGGAGCCUGCCCAGCCGAAUGACCCAAAAACCAGCCCUCGCCUAUCCAGAGCCAGCUUUCUUUUGGGCCAGAUUUUACAGUUUGUCAGUAGGUCUGAAAACAAAUACAAGCGUAUGAACAGCAACGAGCGCGUCCGCAUCGUCACCGGCUGGCCCUCCGGUCUGGCACGGACCUCAUCGGAAGCAAAGAAGCAGUUGCCUGAGAAACUAGAAGAUUUGGAUUCUGAAAGUGAAAUCAAUAAGAAGCUCAGUCUGAUCCCCUACAGCCUGGUGAGACCCAUCCACUGUGAGCGCAGGCGCCCAGUGCUUUUCACCCCCACCAUGCUUGCCAAGCCCUUGGUACAGAAGCUUCUCAACUCUGGAGGUGCCCUGGAAUUCAACAUAUGCAAGCCAGAUAUUGUAACAAAGGAAGAGUUCUUAAGGAAGCAAAGGACAGAGACUGUCAUCUUCAGCAGAGAAAAGAAUCUGAACACGUAUGAAUGUAUUGUACCUGCCAAUAUCGAGGCUGUCACUGCCAAGAACAAGCACUGUCUCCUGGAGGCUGGAAUAAGCUGCACAAAGGAUUUAAUCAAAGCCAAGAUAUAUCCUAUUGUUCUCUUUAUCAGAGUCUCAGAGAAAAACAUCAAGAGGUUCAGGAAACUAUUGCCCAAGCCGGAGGCUGAGGAUGAGUUUUUACGUCUGUGCCGUCUGAAGGAGAAAGAGCUGGAAGCACUGCCCUGCCUUUAUGCCUCUGUGGAGGCAGAUGCUUGGAGCAGCAUUGAGGAUCUCAUCCGAAUAAUAAAAGACAGGAUCGGGGAAGAGCAGCGUAAAACAAUCUGGGUGGAUGAAGAUCAGCUGUAAAAAAAGAACAGGUAAAAUGGAACUCUUUGGCGACCAAAGGACACAUCCAGGUGGAGCAGGGGCUCCCAGAGUUCUCUGUUAGGUGCCCAGAGCUCACUCCUGUUUCACCCUCACUGGCUGAGGACUUCUGCAGGCAGGAUGCGUGUAUGGAAUGGAACUGGAGCAGUGUCUCGGGUGCUGGGAUCCAGGUUGUGGGUCAGGCCACAGCCACCGCCACGACUCCUGAUCCACCAGCAUCUCCUGAGGGACAGCAGCUGUUUAACCCGUGAGGACAAAGAUACUGAGAGGGAGAUGGGGGUAAUUUAUUACGUUAAAAAUGUAGAUCUCACUUGGCUCGGUGAAAACAUCUGGUGAGACCAAAUAAGUGGAAUCUGAGAGGAAAAAAACGUGGGAAUUGGGCUACAGGAUAUGAAAUUGAGAUGUGCCCCCCCCACACCCCGAGGUGAGAUUCUGAACAUACCCAGUUGAGGAAGCUGAAGGUUGGUUGGUAGCAGCAGCAACACAACCACUGAUGGCUGGAGCAGCUCUGUAGCCUUGUUUCUCCAUAACCAUUUUAAUCAGAAGAGAAGAAAAUAGCUAUUCUUCCUGGCAUUAAUUAAAAUGAAAGCUCCAGUUUUACUUAAGUCUUGCAGGUUUCCUUUGUAGUCCUGGCACUUGUAGGAAAAUAGAUUCCACUGUCCCAGUGGCACAUCAGAUCUUUCCAGAUCUGCCAGUGUCUCAUUUAGUUUAUCCCUGCCUCUGCAUCAUGUUCAUUUGUACAUCUCUCAAUUUUUAAAAUUUUCUUACUUGUGGAAAAUACGAUGGUGCUUCCUCCAGACAACAGGUUUCUCUGUUUCUCCACUGAAAUAUUUCUCUACAUCAUUGCCUGCCAACACGCCUGCUCUCAACAGGAGGGACUGUUCUGAGAGGAAGAAAAGGAGAAUUUCAUAAGCCAGUAAUUGCUGUGAACCACUCAGUCCUUGACCUCUGGGCCGUGAUUGACAGCGAGGAGACCAGCGAGCACCACGCUGUGCUGGGGCCGAGGAGGAGAAUUCUUUCAGAAGUGUGUACAUGACUAAGGAGACCACGUCCCAUUUUCAAAAGCACUUAAGUCCUUGGAGAGUUUAAGCUCCACUGAUCAGGAGUGGGGCUCAGACUCCUAAAUUUCUUCAGUCUUUUAACAUCCUUCCUCUAUGCAUUAGAUGCUGUAUUGAGAUUGCCAAAUUGGUUCAAUAAAACUGACCCGAUAAUAACGACCUGCGCAAUUGCUGAUCUGAAAUGCAAUAAAAAUUGACCUACAGAUGAAGAGUUGUACAUCCCAUUGUCCUCAGAUCCUUCCCUCCUUGCCAUAUCCCUCCCUUUAAGAUGCAUUUAAUAACAAAUUUACCUCUGCUACUGUGUUCGUCCCAAGUCCCCCAUCUUGGGGCUGCGGGUUGGUGCACAGCAGCUGGCAAGAAAAUACAAUCAGAAUCCAAACAAACAUCUGGCCUGGUUGCCCUCACUAGAUUAGCUGCUCCCUUGUCUUUGCAAUGAGCUCCUGAUGCUGUGGUUGUGUCUCAGUUAGACUAGAUCAGUCCUUGUUGGCUUGUGGGAUUGUGCUUUUCUGCACAUCAU